AUGCAUGCAACAUGUCCACCGAUAGAGGGCGUUCACAUAGUAUCCGGAACAUAAACAGCACCUUGCAGUACUAGCGCUAGCGGCCCAAGAUGUGAACCGGUGUACACCAGCUUUAGCCAUAGCGGUAGUAGGUCAUCAUGGAUCUAUCGCCCAAUCUUCAACGUGGAUGGGUUCAGCGCCGAGCCCGCCCACAGAGCGCCGAUGGUGACUUCGUGGUGUUGACCUACAACAUUCUAAACAAGGCCUUCUGUCCGGAGGGAUUUUACCCGUACUGCCCAAGUGACUUGUUGGCCUCUGGCCGGAGACACCCACUGUUGAUGAAGGAGAUUGACCACCAUAGGGAUGCAGAUGUCCUCUGCUUCCAAGAGGUGAACAGUCGCUACUACGAGGAAGUUCUCGAGCCUGACAUGCGAAGCAGAGGGUAUACCGGUUGUUACUUCAUGAGGCCGGAGGAUGAGACUACGAAGGUCGACAUAAACUUGACAGACGGCAGUGCCACGUUUUACAGACAGGAUCGUUUUCAACUGGUGAAGGAGGAGGCUGGUCAUUUUAAACACUUGUUUCAACAGGAAAUUAAACUCCGCCAAUUUCAGCCAAGUGCGGCCAGUUCCCUGCUAGACCUGGCUGAUAGUACAAGGGUGUAUAUUUUCACCCUGUUUCGUUGCUUGAAGACGAAGAAUCUUGUUGCCAUUGGAAACAUUCAUCUGACGUUCGAAUUCUUCAUUAGGAUGGAUUUGACAACACUGGAGGCCGCAUUCGCUGUGAACAGACUGGUCCAGUUUGCCGGCGGUGUUGACGUGCCGCACAUCUUGUGCGGUGACUUCAACCAGGAACCGCACCAUCCGGGAUACCAGCUGUUGCAUGAUGGGACUUUGAACGAAACCAUGACGACGUACCUACACACCUUUGAUUCUCGAGACUGCGAGCAGGUGACGUCAUUACUGGAUGCUUUUCUGGGUUGUUUCAAGCACAACUCUGGGAGCUUGAAGAGUGCCUACAAAACAGUGGUGGGACAUGAGGUGCCAUUUUCCGACUACGAAGAUAACUCGGAGUAUAUCAGACGACCAAAGACCGAUCAAAAAAGUGAAGCAGUUCAGGCGCUGUUUGAUGGCACAUCCACACAUCUAAAGGUUCGUAAGACCGAUCCAGAAGCCUACGCAUCUCAGAAAUUUGUGGCAGCCUUGGACUACGUGUGGUUCAGCUCCAACACACUGCACUGUGACGGUGUUCUUGAGAUGGUCGACGAAGAGCUGAUUGUGCCCUUCCACGCCUGUCCCAAUGCAGCUUUCCCUUCCGAUCAUCUGCCUAUUAAGACCAGGCUUGCUUUCAUCAAGGGUUCUGGCAAGCCAAGGCUGAACUCUGCCUUGUAGUGGUUGCAGGAGAACCAUGCUAAGCUCUGCUUAUUUCCUGGGAACCAGUGUUGUAGUCGAGACCACUUAAGACCUUCACAAGACCACACAAGACCAACACAAGACCUCUAGUCUGAA
This is a messenger RNA of Acanthaster planci (crown-of-thorns starfish), 1487 nucleotides long. RefSeq lists its product as uncharacterized. NCBI's taxonomy places the organism in Eukaryota, Metazoa, Echinodermata, Asteroidea, Valvatida, Acanthasteridae. The record is from RefSeq and is a predicted model, not a curated record. Gene Ontology annotation, molecular function: 3'-5'-RNA exonuclease activity.